AUGGGCCACCACAAUCUACCCUCUCCUCCCCAGGAGGAUGCAGUCCACAAGCCCGCGAGAAAAUCCUCUAAAUCGAAUUCGAGAUCAUCUGCUCGCAGCACCAAGCGGGCGGGCUCUCACGGCCCUAUCAGCGCUGCUGCGAGCCACCUAGAUGCUCACUCUCCUGGUGCCUCAGAUGGCAGGCAUAAGCGGGUAUGGAAAGCCUGUGAGAGGUGUAGGAUGAAGAAGACCAAGUGCGACGGCGAAUUCCCAUGCAAGAGGUGCAAGGAUGAUGGUCUCAUCUGCACUGCUGGUGUCCGUAAGAAGGUUGAGUAUAAGCAGCUUCCGAGAGGAUACGCCGAGGUGCUUGAAAGCACACAGUUUGCGCUCAUAGCCACCAUCCACAAGCUUUACAGCAUGGUCCGUAAUGGAGAGGCGUGGGAGCUUGGAGACAUCGAGCUCAACGACAGGGGCCUUCCCGUUGUACACAACAUCGCCACCAAACUCGGCUGCAUUCGCCCCAACAGCGACAUCGAUCUCCCCGUGCAUUCGGUAUUUCCCGAGAACGAAAGGGACCUGGAAGAGCUCGUAAAACAACUCGAGGCUCAGCAGACAGAAGGCUCGGGACAGCUUCCGGGUAUGACGCACGGUGGAAGCAUCACGCCGACGAGUAACAGGACAGACAUGAGCUCCGCAUCCGAACACGAACAUUCCGAUAACGAAGACGACCAUCACCCGACCCCGAGUACCACUGGACAAGUUUUCCUGUCCCCUCAAAGUCUACCGCCUUACAACGAUUUCGAAGCGCCGCCAGAGCAAUCCGGAGUAGCUGGCGUUCUCUUCCCCGACGGCCCAACGAUGGCGGAAUUCGCUGCCGCCUGGGACUCAUCCGCCAACAUGUCCAUGGUACCCGAUUUCCUCACACAGCCUGCCACUCUGUCCAGCGCCCAGAUGCUCACGCAAGGGCUCCUGGAAUCAGAAUUCGGGCGGCUUCGACCUCAUAUCGUCUCGUGCCCAAAUCCAGAAGUCAUGCUCGGCGUGGGAGACCCGAUGAUGUUUUCCGGAUUCGACGAAGAUGACGGCCAGCAAAUGAGAUUAUAA
This is a messenger RNA of Parascedosporium putredinis, 1080 nucleotides long. The record is from the annotation of a GenBank genome assembly. Lineage: Eukaryota; Fungi; Ascomycota; Sordariomycetes; Microascales; Microascaceae.